Molecule: messenger RNA, 1752 nt
Organism: Impatiens glandulifera
Lineage: Eukaryota; Viridiplantae; Streptophyta; Magnoliopsida; Ericales; Balsaminaceae
Product: protein FAR-RED IMPAIRED RESPONSE 1-like
Exons: 1
Coding region: 1-1752 (583 amino acids)
Biological process (GO): regulation of DNA-templated transcription
Molecular function (GO): zinc ion binding
Source: RefSeq, a predicted model, not a curated record
AUGCUCGAUUCAACUACAAAGAGAAAAUUGGAGUUAAAUGAUCAAGCUGGAAUAACUUUAAGUAAAAGUUUUCAAUCCUUUGUAGUUGAGGCUGGAGGUUAUGAUAAUCUACCAUUUGAUGAAAGAAGUUGUAGAAAUUAUAUUUCAGAAGCUAGAAGAUUGAGGUUAGGGGAUGGAGAUGCUGAAGCAUUAAGUAAUUAUUUUUGUCGAAUGCAAAGUAGGAACUCAAACUUCUUCUAUGUGCUUGAUUUAGAUGGUGAAUCUCGAAUUAAAAAUGUUUUUUGGGCGGAUGCUAGAUCAAGAGCUACAUAUGAUUAUUUUUCUGAUGUCAUUACAUUUGAUACAACUUAUUUAACCAAUAGUUAUGACAUGCCAUUUGCUCCAUUUGUUGGGGUGAAUCACCAUGGUCAAUCUAUUUUACUUGGAUGUGGAUUAUUAUCUAGUGAAAAUACAGAAUCAUUCAUAUGGUUAUUCAAAUCUUGGUUGACGUGUAUGCUUGGACGUGCUCCAAAAGCUAUAAUUACGGACCAAUGUCGCGCAAUGGAAAUUGCAAUUGCAAUUGAAGAGGUAUUUCCGAAUUCUCAACAUCGUUUAUGUCUUUGGCAUAUAAUGAAAAAAUUUCCAGCUAAAUUAGGUAGUCAUUCUCAGUAUAAAAUGAUAAAGAAACAAUUGAAGACCAUUGUGUAUAACUCCCUUACAGUUGAUGAAUGUGAUGAGAAUUGGCAGAAAAUGAUUAAGGAGUUUAACUUGGACAAUAAUAUUUGGUUGACAUCUCUGCAUGAAGAACGUAAUAAAUGGAUGCCUGUAUAUGUCAAAGAUAAAUUUUGGGCAGGUAUGUCCACAUCUCAGAGAAGUGAAAGUAUGAAUGCAUUUUUUGAUGAUUAUGUGCAUUCUAAGACAUCAUUAAAGCAAUUUAUUGAGCAGUAUGAUAAUGCUUUGAAGAGUAAGAUUGAAAAUGAAAAAAAAUUGGAUUUCAUUUCUUUCAAUUCAAUCAUGCCCGUAAUAACUGGUUAUCCUAUUGAGAGACAAUUUCAAAGUGUGUACACUAACACAAUAUUGAAAUUGUUUCAAGAUGAAUUAAGAGGAUUAAUGUUUUGCAAUGUCUCACUAGUAAAAGAAGAAGAAACAACUUUGAUAUUUGAAGUAGUAGAGACUAUGUUGGGGAUAAAAGGAGAACCCCUACGAAAAGUUUGUUUUGUGGUACAUUACACUGGAUUAGACUGUCAAGUUAAGUGUUUGUGCCGACUAUUUGAGUUUCGAGGAAAUUUAUGUAGACACGUGAUCUCCGUAUUGAUAAUGAAUGGGGUGUUUGAGGUUCCUAUGAACUAUAUUAUGGAGAGAUGGUGCAAAAAUAUAAAGCGUGGGUAUCAAAGUAUUACUAACCUAUAUGAUGAUCAUAGUUGUGAUGAUAUCAGUUAUCGACGCAAAAUUCUCACUCCAUUGAUAUAUGAGAUUCAACACCUUGGGGAGAAAAAUGACAAAGGUUGUUCUAUUUUGGUGGAUAUUUUGAAAGAUGCAAAAGACAAACUAAUUGCAAUUGAUUUUGAGCAUUCAAGUGCUCAAAAUGAUUGUGAUUUGAUACCAAUUACUAACGAUGGUAAAAAGCUUAAAGGAGUGACAAUAUCUAGUGUAAAAACAAUACACUCUCCACUAAAAGUACGAGCGCGAGGUCGUCCACCCACAAAGAGAAAACAAUCUGUUAUUGAACAAAUUGUGAAGAAAUCGAUUACAAAGGCUCGAAAAAAGGUUUGA